Penaeus vannamei (Pacific white shrimp) is the source of this 4037-nucleotide messenger RNA. It is a transcript of the gene Vang, whose product is annotated as Strabismus domain-containing protein Vang. Gene Ontology annotation, biological process: multicellular organism development; establishment of planar polarity; Wnt signaling pathway, planar cell polarity pathway. NCBI's taxonomy places the organism in Eukaryota, Metazoa, Arthropoda, Malacostraca, Decapoda, Penaeidae. Gene Ontology annotation, cellular component: plasma membrane. The record is from RefSeq and is a predicted model, not a curated record.
CGCCGCCCGGGUCAGUUGGCGUUCGGGAGCCGAGGCGAGCGCGCGUCGCCGAGUGACUGGCACCUGCUAGUGGCACUGUGCGUGUGCGUGCGCGCAAGCGCUCGGGAAGGAGACAAGAGAGCAUGUGAGGAAAAAUCGGCAGAGGAGCCGACCCUACCAUCGCCCUGCCCCUUCUACCCUGCCGAGAGCGACCCUGGCCAUGGCAGAGCGCGGGCGUGAGGGAGAGGGUGUGCGCACCGCCCCAGUGUCUUGAGCGGAGGCUGAGGACGCCGGCUGCACGGGAGACGCGGCAGCGAGUCGUGUCAGGCGCCAGGACCGUCGCGAGGCGUUGUGGCCUUGUGCGUCGCCCUUGUUGUGGUUCCCAGUGUUGUAUACGUGUUGAGCGUGUGUUGCCGCCCCCGUGGACUUGAAGCCAUCCACGUGUUCUUGUGUACCUAACCCUGUGUUGUGCGGGCAUUGAAGUGAAGAAAAUCUUUGUAACUUAGAGUGGACUUCCUAAGAACAUUGGAACAAUUUCGUUUGCCGAUAGAAGAGAACGGAAUUGACCAUCGUGUGAACAUUUGAAAUCAGUUAAAAUCAGAACCUUGAACUAGCGUUUGAGCCCAUUUGCUGGUCUCUUCGCCGCCCGCGCGCCCUUCGCUCGUGCCUGUGCGUGGGCGCCGUGACGCAGCGCAGCCAAGGUGCGUUACAGAGAGGACUCGGACGGUCGCUUCCUCCCGCGUGACCCUCCUAUAUGCAAACAAAAGCGCGUCGGCUCCGACUUCGCCUCCGCCGCCCACGCAGCCACCGACGCCCUCCUCAGGAGCCCCGGGCCCCCCAGACCCCCCCGCGGCAGCGCCUGCAGCAGCCCGUCCGCCGCCGCCGCGCCGCUCCGCCGCAGGGACAGGGUAUCUAUGUCCUUCUCGGUGGCCAACCCGGGGUCGUCGUAUGCCGCAGCGAGCGCAGCCCAGGGCGCCUGGACACCUGACCAGGACUCCGUCGUCUCGGGCUUCACCGACGCCAGCAUCUACGCGUCGCUCCAGCGCCACCCACAGGCCGGGCCCUUCUCGCACCCGCAGCACUUCCAGCAGCAGCAGUACCACCAGCAACAGCAGCAGCAGCCUCCGCCGCCCCACCUCAGGCGCAAGGCGUCCUUCGUGUCUCUCCGGAGCGCCAAUGCUCGGCCCCUACACAAGAGAGGAAGGCGUGUCAGCGAGAUGACGGCCGGAGUAGGCGGCGACGGGGGGAUGGGCGGCGAGGUGAUCGAGGUGCAGAUCCUCCCGCAGGACGACAACUGGGGAGACAACACCACCGCCAUCACGGGGAACACCUCCGUGCGCUCCGAGUCCUUCCAGGACGUGACUAUAAUCGGGAGAGACCAGGAGACCGGCGUGACCUUCACGUGCCAGCGAUACAUUGGCUCGGCUUUGUGCGCCCUCGUGGCCUUCCUGGCUUUCCUCAGCCCCAUAGCGAUGGUGCUGAUCCCUCGCCUGAACAUCAUCAAGCUGAAGAACGACCCGCCUCUGUGCGACACCGAGUGCGACGGCCUCCUCAUCAGCUUCUCGUUCAAGCUCCUCAUCCUCCUGCUGGGGUCGUGGGCGCUCUUCUUCAGGCAACCCAAGGCCACCAUGCCCCGAAUUUUCAUCUUCCGAGCUCUGGUGACGAUGCUCAUCCUGGUGUUCACGUUCUCCUUCUGGCUGUUCUACGUCGUGCGCAUCAUCGAGAACACGGAGAAGGUGCAAUACCGUUCCAUCGUCUACUUCGCUGUGAGUCUGGUCGACGCCUUGUUGUUCAUCCAUUACUUGGCUGUGAUUCUCCUGGAACUCCGACACCUGACGCCCCAGUACAGCGUCAAGGUGCUCAGGUCGCCCGACGGGGAAAGCAGGUGGUAUAACAUUGGCCAGCUGAGUGUCCAGCGUGCAGCUGCAUGGGUCUUGGAGAAGUACUACCAGGACUUCUCCAUUUACAACCCCUACUUGGACCGCCUGCCCUCCAAGAAAAAGCACUCGACCAACUCCUCCUUCAAGUAUUAUGAUGUGGAUGGCAAUGAGGAAAAUGCUGAGGGCCAUACACGAGCUGUAUUGACUGCGAGUGCUCGACGACGCGAUUCCGCUCACAAUGAAAGGUUCUACGAGGAACAUGAAUACGAGAGAAGAGUGCGUAAGCGAAAGGCUCGGCUCAUAACAGCAGCUGAAGAGGCUUUCACACACAUUAAGCGAAUGCAUGAAGAGCAGGGUCCAAGUGCUCCAAUGGAUCCUCAUGAAGCAGCCCAGUCCAUAUUCCCCUCUUUAGCACGAGCUUUGCAGAAGUAUCUGCGCAUCACAAGGCAGCAGCCAAGACACACCAUGGAGUCGAUCCUGAACCACUUGGCCAUCUGUCUUGCACAUGAUAUGAGUCCCCGGGCAUUCUUAGAAAAGUAUCUCUUAUCAUCGCCUGUGUUACAGAAUGAUAAAGAACACCGAGGAGUCCAGUCAUGGGGUCUUGUGUGUGACCAGCUUCUUUCUCGAGCAAUCGAUGAAGGCACCAUUUUCCAGCUACGCCAAGCAGAUGUGUGUCUUCUGUGCAGUGUCCAUGCUAUUCCACACUUUUCUAUAGCAGAGGAAAUCAUUCACCCGAAAAGCAACAAAUUUGUUCUCAGGCUGAACUCAGAAACCAGUGUAUAAUUCUAUCAUUUUUGUGACAAAAUGGACUUAUAGAAUUUUCGGACAAUUUAAAGUGUUGAGUGCGAUAAAGAACGCUACAUUUACUGGUUCCACUGACAUUCAAGUGAUACCCAUGUGUGUCAAUGUGUUCCCUCUGCCUACCAUGCCAAAGUUAAUAGACAAUUCCCAGUUAACUGUGUGAAUCAACUCUCAAAUUAUAUCAUGUUCCUGAUGAUACUCUAACCUGAAAUGGAAUAGGACAACAUUGUUGUCUUCAUAUUCAUUAUAUGUUGUUUGCAUAAAAAAAUGUUAAUGUCAUGUUCACAAAAGUUAUGCUUAAAAGUGAGAACCAACGAGUGUAUUAGAGGUGUAGAGAGAAUGGACAUCUCGUCAUCCCUUUGGAAACGUGAGGACAGUACGUACCCAUACACCCAAAAGCUUUGUAAAUGGUUGUUGUCUGAUCAAGAGAAUCAGAAGUAGAAAAACUGCACAAGAAGUACACCUCAUCCCACCUGAAGCUUCCGUUGUGCUGGCCCUUAUUUGUUGUUGCCUUACGAUCUAAGCUAUAAAAUUUGUCUUUGUUUCUUUCUUUGUGUUCUGUGUACCUUUCCUUAUGAUCAGAGGACAAAGACCCAGUGCACAGUCAAGGAACAGGUUGUAUGUAUUAAUUUCCUAAGCUCAAAUGUGUAUACCUUUAUUAUACCCAAGAACAGAAAGUUCACCACUUUCUAGUCGUCUGUUAUACAUGUAGAUCUGUGUGAAUGGAUUUUUGUAAAGGAGCAUGCUAUGAGGGAUGUAAAAGUAAAGUGUAAUUAUGUUGCAUAAGUAAGUGUAGUUUAAAUUAACAUUCUCAAGAACAUCAUUUCAUAGUAAAUAAUUCAUUCAUUGCUGUUUAUUGUGCAUGCUGUACCUCAGAUGUUACAGUGCCAUGCUGAGAGAAGCACAAUUGUGAUGUCUCUGCACUCGUCAUUUUUUAUGUAAGAGUAACAUUGAAAAGGUAAAAAUCAAUUAUCAUCAUCAUUAUUAUUAUUUCUAUAAUUGAUAAUGUAAUGCAAUAUGUCAGUUAUUUGACUUUUUUAUAUUAACUUUUUAUAUUUUUGUUCAGUUGCAUCUAGGCAUAUAUGAGAUAUUGGAAUGCUUGAGGGUUGUUUCUUGCUAGCAAAGCAAGGAUGAAGAAGUCCAUCAAAAUGUUCAAGAACGAAGUAUAAUUUGUUUGUUUUCAUCAUUUAGUGACUGCCUAGUUUCUCAAAGCCAAUAUUGUGUUCUGGGCAUAGUUCAAUAUUCAGGCUGUUAGUGUCAUGUGUUUUACAUGUCGUUUGUCAUCCCUAUGCUUCUCUUAGCAAAAGUUGUAAACCAGUACAAGCCCCUGCGAUGGCAUGUGAAAUUAAGUUCCAUCUGGUGCGAUUAUGUUUUUAC